Molecule: messenger RNA, 348 nt
Organism: Trichobilharzia regenti
Lineage: Eukaryota; Metazoa; Platyhelminthes; Trematoda; Strigeidida; Schistosomatidae
Source: the annotation of a GenBank genome assembly
AUGCGUUACUUAGCUGCUUACUUGCUUUGCCAAUUGGGUGGUAAAGAAAAUCCCACUGAGAGUGAUUUAAAGAGCGUGCUAAACUCGGUUGGAAUUGAACAUGAUUCAGAGAAGCUCUCAUCGGUCAUGUCAUCACUUUCUGGAAAAGAUAUAACACAGUUGAUUGCCGAAGGAUCUAAGAAGAUUUCAUCAGUGCCAGCUGCUGGCGCUGUAGCUUCAGCCCCAGCACAAAGUGCACCUGCCGCUGCUGCCAAGACAGAGGCUCCUAAAGAGAGCAAACCUGCCAAGGAAGAAGUAAAGGAGGAGUCCGAGUCAGAAGAGGACAUGGGCUUCGGAUUGUUCGAUUAA